UAGUCGUGUUCGUUAUGGCGGCCCUCGUCAGGAUAAGUUCAGUUUGCCAUAGAGGUGUCAAACCUCUAUUACUCCGCAGCACUACGCUCGCCAGACCUUUGGCUGGCCUGAUAAAGGACCAUGAUCGCUCUUGUGUCAUCACUGCAAAGAUACAUGCAACGCCAUCUAACUAUGCUGGCUCUGGGUCUAAAGCCGCUUCUCUUCACUGGACUUCAGAGCGUGUCCUGAGCAUUAUUCUGCUGGGUAUGGCGCCUGUUGCCUACUAUUACCCAGGUCCAGCUAUAGACUACUCUUUAGCAGCAGCCCUCACUCUGCAUGGCCACUGGGGACUUGGUCAAGUGCUAACAGAUUAUGUUCACGGUGACUUAAAAAUCAAGUUGGCCAAUGCAAGUCUGUUCGUGUUGUCAGCCUUCACUUUUGCAGGUCUCUGCUACUUCAACUACAGUGAUGUGGGAAUUUGCAAAGCUGUGGCCCUUUUGUGGAGUAAAUAAAUGAACUGAGGCGAGGGGUUGGGACAAAGGGUUUGGCUUUGUCAAUGGAGCAUUUGUCACCGCGUUCCAGAUGAAUUUGAAUUUGUGGGACUAUGUGUAAAUUCUAUAAAUAUAAUAUUUUUGACAAUAUUGCAUUGGAAUUAUUCUUGAUUUGUCUGGAACAUGCUUUUGUUUUUUCCUCUGCUUAAGUUAUGAAAGCUCCUGUAUGUUGUUCACCAUCUGUUAUGACAGUAAAACUGUGUCUCUGUAACCAUAGGGGCUACGAAGUAUCUAGUAUUUCAAAACAGGUAUGUCUGUGACUUAGCAGAAACAUGUCUGUCAUGUUAUUCAUGGUGACCUUCCAAGAAGAAACAACACAGUUUCUGGUUGUGUCUAUCCAUGCAGUGUAGAACAUUUGUUGUCCAUAUGUCAAGUGAUGUUUCAAACGCACAGAGAAGCCCUUAAGAUGUCUUAGUUAACAGGCUUCUGUUAUGUUCCUUUUUAAAAAGCCUGCAAUAUUAAUUUAAUUAAAAUCUGCAGAUGCACAGAUGGUUUGAUCAGCCACUUUUUUUUUUUUUUUGGCUGGUCGUGAUUCAGAGUUGGCUUUUGCUGUACUAUGAGUUCACAAAUGUAAAAGCUCUCUUUCCAAAUUCAGCAGGUUGUAAAUGCCACCUUUUACCCCUAAGAGAACGUGAGCUAUGUGACAACCUCUUGACCCUUUAGUCCACCUUGACUGGCAGCAGCAGUUGGGAGAAUCACCACGUUAAGUGUUUAAAAUUCAGACCGCAACUUUGCAUGGCUUCAUUUCUCUUCCAAAUCAAAUCUGUCUUGACAGUCUGUGAUUUAUCUGUAAUCUCUGGAUAUUGCUUGGAUAUUCUGAGCACUGCACAUUUCAGUCACCGUAAUUUAAUCCUCAACAGGCUUACAUUUACAAAAUUAUUUGCUUUAUCAGAAUAAUUUGUGACUCAGAUGCAAACCAGAUUUAAGCAACGUAUUGAGUAGUGGUUAAAAGCUUUAUCAUUAUAAUUUUUUUAGCAUUUUAAUAAACAUCAACUGAAUCCAGUAAGCGUAUUUUGUUGGAGCAAUAACAAAUGUGAUCCUUGUCCUCUAACUAUGCAUGUGUGUAGGCACAGACAAAAUCACAACCAACUGUGUUUGUCUAGAUGUAAUCGUAUGAAGUAUUUUUGUAAGCUCUGAGUUCCAUAAACGUAUGCUCACUUCUUUUUUCUUUUUCUUUUGUUUUUUUUUUGCACACACACAUACUUUAUCCAAAGUCAGUCAGUUUUAGAGUGAAGUGAACCUUAUUGUUUAUGUGGUUUGCUGUUAGGGAAGUAAGCCCUGUGCUACUGUAUUAAGAAGCAGAUUACCAGUGAGACAAUGCACUACCAUGUUUCCCUGCUAGGAAUUAAAGAGACUCUGUGGUUGUUGGCAGUCUGGAGGAGCUCUCUAAACAUUCCGGAGAAACAAGAAAGAAAAGAAGGCACACUCCUUGUGCUCUGAAUCAUUUUCACAGUAAAGAAACAGAUUUGAUAGCUGAGGUUUUACUAAGAUUGUAUCCUGAACUAUUUUAAUAUGUACAGUACGUAUGCAGCAUUGUCACAAGGUACUGUAAUCAGACAUGCACUUUGACUUGUAGA
Chanos chanos (milkfish) is the source of this 2107-nucleotide messenger RNA. It is a transcript of the gene sdhdb, whose product is annotated as succinate dehydrogenase complex, subunit D, integral membrane protein b. Gene Ontology annotation, cellular component: mitochondrial envelope; respiratory chain complex II (succinate dehydrogenase); membrane. The transcript has 4 exons. Gene Ontology annotation, biological process: tricarboxylic acid cycle; mitochondrial electron transport, succinate to ubiquinone. Lineage: Eukaryota; Metazoa; Chordata; Actinopteri; Gonorynchiformes; Chanidae. Gene Ontology annotation, molecular function: heme binding; ubiquinone binding. Bases 15 to 491 code for a protein of 158 amino acids. The record is from RefSeq and is a predicted model, not a curated record.